Paraglomus brasilianum is the source of this 2463-nucleotide messenger RNA. NCBI's taxonomy places the organism in Eukaryota, Fungi, Glomeromycota, Glomeromycetes, Paraglomerales, Paraglomeraceae. The record is from the annotation of a GenBank genome assembly.
AUGGUGCUCGACCAUUGGGAUCAAGAUCGCGAUAUCCUGGAGAGAGCGAAAAAAGGAAAGGAUUCUUUCGAAGAUGACUCGUGUGUUAAGCAGUCGUCACAUUUCGAACAGGCCGACGAAUUCUUCGUUGCGUUAAAAUCUUUAACCGAGAAAGCGUUUAGUGUCGAAGAACAUAAUGAAGUACAGGAGGAUAAAUGGUUGAAGAAAGCUAUUGGACUUAUUGAUCCUUAUCAAGAACAACCCUAUCUAUUAGAUCCGCACUUGGAAAACAUGGUCAAGCCAGUAAUCGAAAUUCUCCGCACAUACAUAAAAUCUCUCGCGCUCGAAAAUAUUUAUCUGUCUAAAUCAUUAGAAGAAAGGAAAGAGCGAGUUCAGGUAUCUAAAACGAUGAAGAGGUUAUUUAGGUUGAUCUAUUAUGUUAUGAAGAUUAGGGGAUAUAAGACUGUUGUCAAACUCUUCACACAUGAAGUCUCCGAUCUCGAACCGACUUUCUGCUUCUUCAGUUCUCUCUCACCGGACGACUAUGAUGCAUGGGAGAUGAGAUAUGUUCUCCUGAUCUGGUUAUCUCUUAUCUGCAUGAUUCCAUUUGAUUUAAAAACUGUCGACAGUCGAGCCGUGGCCGAUAGUGAUAAGAUCCCGCUGGUCGAUGAAAUGGUUGCUUUAUCCAAGUUUUAUCUUAACGUAACUGGAAAAGAACGCGAUGGAGCUGCUGUACUUUUGUCACGUUUACUAACAAGACGUGAUAUAGCCAAAGCUUAUUUGUCAGAUUAUGUCCAAUGGGCAACUGAAGAAGCAAAGCGUUAUGAAAACGUUUUUGUUGUUACAGGAAUACUUACAUCUUUAUGUGCGAUAUAUAAAUUAGGCCAUCGUGCCACCUUAUUAUCCACUGUCGAUACUGUGUGGCCGUGUUUAUUUCUUACUGAAACAAACCAGAACUUUGCAAAUAAUACUUUGGUAAGAAAAUUACUCGUGAAACUGUCUCAGAGAUUUGGCAUGUGCUAUCUUAGACCGAAAGUUGCAGCUUGGAGAUAUCAACGAGGUAAUAGAUCCUUGAAAGACAAUCUCGAAGCGUCGAACGCGGGCGUAGAUUCUUCAAACGUUCUCCAAAAUUUAAUAUCUAUCGAUGAUGACGUGGAUGAGGAAAUUCCUGAGCAAAUUGAAGAAAUAAUAGAAAUGCUUCUUAAGGGACUUCGUAAUAAGGAUACUGUAGUCCGUUGGUCAGCUGCUAAGGGAAUUGGCCGUUUGACCCAUAGACUUCCUCAAGAACUAGCAGAUGAUGUUGUUGGGUCCCUACUAGAGCUCUUCUCUGAAAAUGCUUUUAUGCGAGAUGAUGUACUUGACUUAUCUUCCGUGUCUGACAAUACAUGGCAUGGUGCGUGUUUAGCAGUAGCUGAACUGGCAAGGCGAGGAUUGUUGCUCCCUAAACGGCUCGAUGAAGUUUUUCCGUGGGUGAUUAAGGCUUUAAAAUUUGACCUACGUCGUGGAAACUACUCAAUUGGCUCUCAUGUACGUGAUGCAGCGUGUUAUGUUUGUUGGUCAUUUGCCCGGGCGUAUGCGCCUGAAGUGCUGGCUUCCCACGCAUCGGAAUUGGCCAAUUCUCUUGUGGUGAUAUCUGUGUUUGAUCGAGAAGUUAAUGUUCGGCGAGCGAGUAGCGCUGCAUUUCAGGAGAACGUUGGAAGGCAGGGUAUAUUUCCGCAUGGGAUUGAUAUCAUCACGACUGCAGACUAUUUUACGAAUAUACGCGAACUAGUAUCAAAGGCCUUGCAUAACCUCACAUUUCUUGAUGUUGACCACAUGGUGUCGAAGGUUCUUCCUUCAUUGAUCCCAAAGGCAAUAUGUAAUGACUUGCAAACACAUCACGGCGCGUUACUGGCGGUUGGUGAAGUGUGCUUGGCAUGGGCAAAGCUACAUGGAGAAAACCGUGAAUGGGUUGAUAAGCAUAAAGAUUUAGUCACGUCAAUCGCAAUGAUACCAUCGAAUAUCCCAGGACAUUUUUUCGCAGAUUUUGGUUCAGAACUAACGUGCCAAGGAGCAUCACAUCUAAUUGCUUGUUUGGCUAAAGCAAAGUGGCCAAUUGAUAAGGAAACACUAGUAGUAUGGGAGGACGUUGUGUAUGAUUUGCUAAGAAGAAAAGAUGAAUAUGGACAGGAACUUGCUGUUAAAGCUAUCGAAGCUGUUAUGUCACAGUACGGAAUCGAUGCGGAAGAGAUCGAUCGUAUUAAUCCAUCAAAGAACGCCUAUAACAGGCGAGGUUUUUCGCUCGCGUUGGGUGUAUUAGAAUAUAAAAAGUUUCCACAAGAAAUUGAGCGUGUGGUGGACGCAUUGAUUGAAUCAUCGCGGGUACAAGAGACUAAAGUUUGGAAUGACGCGGAAACUAGACGAAAUGCUAUUAUUGCGUUGGGUAAUAUUGCAAAGAAUCUAGGAGAUGACUUUAAGAGCAGUAAGUGGGAGAAUCGGGUGUAG